Molecule: messenger RNA, 616 nt
Organism: Prunus avium (sweet cherry)
Lineage: Eukaryota; Viridiplantae; Streptophyta; Magnoliopsida; Rosales; Rosaceae
Source: RefSeq, a predicted model, not a curated record
CAAGUCACCGACCUGUCCAACUCACGUGCGUUCCAGGUGCAAAAACAUUCCCGCCCAAAGUCGUUAAGAAUCCGAACUAACAAAGAACCCCAAAAUCAAAACCCUCGUAAAUUCACAAUUCACAACCUCACAAAUCCACCCAAAGAAGAAAAAAUGCAGCAGAGACUUUGGUCUUACUCUUCUCGAGUGCCUGAUCAAGAGCAUACUGUUGUGGCCAUUGGCAGCGCAGCUCCACGGCAACCGCAGCUGAAGCACCACCACCACCACAAUCCGAGAACAAACCCAGAUGGCCUUCCGCACUACGACCCGCGUUCUGGCUUCGGAAAGAAGGAGGGUUCUUGGAGAUCGGUGUCGGCGGAGAAGUGGAUCCAUGUCAUUCCUGUGAUUGUGCUCUUCUGCCUCUUUGUGCUCUGGUGGUUCUCUGUUUCAGUAAAAGUGGUGAGCAUUGACGGCAGAAUUACAGCUAUACGUGAAACUGAGAUACCACUCCCUCUCAACGAGACUCGAAUUCAUAUCGCAAUCUUGGCAGCUGCUGCUAUGUCACCAAUAGCCUCGGUUCCUCAGAAUCUCACAGUGAACAAUGCAACUGAAGUUCCAAGUGCUGAGAAAAAAUGAC